Molecule: messenger RNA, 1837 nt
Organism: Protopterus annectens (West African lungfish)
Lineage: Eukaryota; Metazoa; Chordata; Ceratodontiformes; Protopteridae
Gene: HIGD2A
Product: HIG1 hypoxia inducible domain family member 2A
Exons: 2
Coding region: 148-465 (105 amino acids)
Biological process (GO): mitochondrial respirasome assembly
Cellular component (GO): mitochondrion
Source: RefSeq, a predicted model, not a curated record
CCUUUAUUAAAUAUGUUAAGUAGGGUUACAUAUUUAAUACUACCGGGUAUUAUUUCAAGUUAAUUGUAUAGUUGAGGUUUGAGAGGUAUCUUGACAAUCGUGAGCUGGUUCUCGUUUGUGAUAUAAUAGUUGUGUUGUUAUUACAAUAUGGUAACCGAAAGCUCAACGCACUCUUCUGUCUUUGAUCCGACAAAGCCUCCGAAAAUUGAAGGUUUUGCCCCUGGUGCCAGGCCCAAAGAUGAGGGUUUCAAGGACAAGUUUAUCCGCAAAAGCAAAGAGAAUCCGUUUGUUCCCAUAGGUUGUUUAGGCACAGCUGCUGCUUUGACUUAUGGACUUAUUGCUUUUAAACAAGGGAGAACUCGGCAGUCCCAGUUGCUGAUGCGUGCCCGUAUCCUAGCACAAGGAUUCACAGUUGCUGCCAUCCUAGUGGGCGUGGCAGCCACAGCCAUGAAAUCUAAAAGAUAAGAGUGCUACAGUUUGCUUCCGUCAUAGUUCUCUCAUCCUAGCUUCACUGGUUGUCUGCUGUGGAUUGCCUAUCCUUUCAAAAAGGAUGUAAAAGGGACUGGUAAAAAGGAAGCACAUUUGAAAGGGCCAGAUAUGAAUGCCUGGACAUUGGCUGUACAAGUUUUAUAGCUUUCAGUGCUGAUUAUUUAAUUAUCUGUAUUCUACACCAAAGUGACUGUCAACUGUAAUAGGAAGAAUUCCAAAGAUAGAUUGUAAAACCAUUGCUUGAGUGUCUUAUGAUAUGGUCGCUUUUUAUACUGCAUCAUCACUGAUUUUUAGAACAUUUAUCGCUGCGUAUUAAACACUCUGUAAAACUAACCCCCCCCCCCCCCAUAAGUAAUGACUGGGUUUCUUCCACUGAUUAUUGUAGCUUUCCGUUCAGGUUUGAAAUGUGCCAUCUGCCUUAAAUGUGGCAAAAGCAGAUUAUAUUUUUGCAUGCUGUACAUGUGCAAGUAAAAAGACACCGACUACAGCUAAAUUAUUGUAUUUGCAAUAUUCCUGGAAUUUGUGUCCCCCCCAAGGUGAGCCUCUAGGAAGCUGCAUUUUAUAUAUGGCAAUAGAUUUGCUGAAAAAAAUAACAAUAAAGGAAGCUGUAUUACAUGUGGCCCAUUCGUCUGCAAUCCAGAACAGUACUACCUGUGGCAGCACAUUGUGUACAAAACUUUAUUAAAUUGCAUUUUAUGGUGGAUGGUUUGUCCUGUCUGUGAAUUCGACCUACUUUUAAAUAGGGCCAGAUUCUAAAAGUCUUGCUCCCAGUGUGAGUGCUUAAUACAGGCCUACCACAGGAGUUAGUCACUUCAGAGAGCAGAUGUUUUGGAAUUUGACCCUUUAUAGUGAUGAAAUGCCAUCUUGCAUUAGGUUAUAUUCAGUUGUAUAAUAAGAACUUGGUGUCAGAUUGAAGUUUGUUUGCAGUACAUUGCACCGUGUGAAUUCAUUGUGUUCAUGACAGACUUGUUUUUCAUUUUCUUUUUAAGUAAGUAUUUAGGCUGAAUGUGACACAUGGAUUCAGUGGUUGCUUACUUUAAAAGACCACUGUGUUCAGAUACUGGGAAGCAAUCAUUAUUUUAGUUCCUAACCCAAACUGUUCCAGUGGGAAGCGGGUAUAGUAACAUGAUACUGUUUUGUGGUUGUACUUCCUCUUUCCCAUAAGGUACUUUUGAGUCUCUUCAAUAGAUGAGUAUUGUGCCAUAGUGCUUUAUGCCACAUCUUGUAUGCAUUUAUGUAGAAUGACAACACUGAAACGUACUGUAACUUUGCAAAUCUCUAGACAGUGUUUGUUUAUGGUUUUUAUGUUUGAAUACACUGCAAUAAACAGACUUCAUAUGCAAUAUAA